This is a messenger RNA of Ramularia collo-cygni, 1308 nucleotides long. Its product is annotated as related to CIC1 Adaptor protein specifically linking the 26S proteasome to its substrate, the SCF component Cdc4. Lineage: Eukaryota; Fungi; Ascomycota; Dothideomycetes; Mycosphaerellales; Mycosphaerellaceae. The transcript has a single exon. Bases 1 to 1308 code for a protein of 435 amino acids. Gene Ontology annotation, cellular component: 90S preribosome. The record is from RefSeq and is a predicted model, not a curated record.
AUGGCGCCCAUAACCACACUCACCGCGACAACCACCCCUCUGGACCCCUCCCAAACCCUCCGCGCCUCGACCGCACUCCUCAAAAAAAUCUCCACGGACAGCUCCACGAAAUCCAGCACGGCGCCCAAAACCUCCCUGCUCGCGGACGCGGAUGACGGUCUAGAUGCCAUUUCCGACCUCGUCCCCAUCUGGCUGAUCCUCUCGACCAAAAAACACAUUUCGGAUAAAAAACGCCUCAAACCCGCUCCCAUCUCCCUCCCACAUCCGUACCUCUCGAUUUCGGACCCGGGAUUGCGCAUCUGUCUCAUCACUGCCGAUCCGCAGCGCAAAUAUAAGGAAUUGGUGGAUGUGGACGCGGGAUUUCCGGCUGAGGUCGCUGGGAAGAUUAAGCGGGUGAUUGGGUUGGAGAAGUUGAAGAGCAAGUAUAAGAGUUUUGAGAGUCGGAGAUUGUUGUUCUCGGAAUAUGAUCUGUUUCUGGCGGAUGAUCGGGUCGUGRCGUAUUUGCCCAAGGUUUUAGGGAAGGUGUUUUAUAAGGGAGGGAGUAAGAGACCUAUUCCUGUGUCGUUGGAGGGCAGGAGGGUGAGUGUGGAGGAUGGGGUUAAGAGGAAGAAACUCGCCGAGGGUGGGGAGAAGGUCAAGAAAGUGGAACCCAAACCUCUGGAAAUCGCAGAGGAGAUUAAGAGGGCUGUGGGGAGUACUUUGGUGCAUCUUGCGCCGAGUACCAGCACGGCGGUCAAAGUUGGAGUGGCGACUAUGACUCCGGAGGAAAUCGUUGCGAAUGUGGAGGCCGUGGUGGAGGGGCUUGUGGAGAAGUUUGUGCCGCAGAAGUGGGAGAAUGUGCGGGCGGUACAUAUCAAGGGACCCGAGACGAUUGCGCUACCGAUUUGGUUGACCGAGGAGUUGUGGGCCAGUGAGCAGGAUGUGUUGGAGUUCAAACCGGAGACGAAUGCGGGGAAGAAGAGGAAGCGGAGUGCGUUGAUUGAGGAGGGCAAGGCGGAGACGAUUGAGGUUCCUGGACCGGAUGGGAAGAUGAGGGUGUUGGAGAAGCCGUCGAAGAAGGGAAAGAAGGUCGAGAAGGCCGAGGUGGAGGUGGAUGUUCCCGUUAAGAAGGAGAAAAAGAGGAAGAGCGAGGUUGUAGAGGAGGAUGCGGUUGAUGAUGCUGCUGAAGAAAAGGCCGCAAAGAAGGCGGCCAAGGCGGCGAGGAGUGCGGAGAGGGCACAGUUGAAGGCUGCUGCGUUGGGCGAUAUCCAAGCCAAUGUGGAGGAGGACGUCAAGCCGAAGAAGAAGGCCAAAAAGUCCAAAGCCUAA